Molecule: messenger RNA, 2444 nt
Organism: Panonychus citri (citrus red mite)
Lineage: Eukaryota; Metazoa; Arthropoda; Arachnida; Trombidiformes; Tetranychidae
Gene: thoc5
Product: THO complex subunit 5 homolog
Exons: 13
Coding region: 95-2254 (719 amino acids)
Biological process (GO): positive regulation of DNA-templated transcription, elongation; mRNA export from nucleus
Cellular component (GO): THO complex part of transcription export complex
Molecular function (GO): mRNA binding
Source: RefSeq, a predicted model, not a curated record
UUGAUUUUCUAUCAGCAACAUUAAUCAUCAUCUUGCUAAUUAUUUGUUAAUUGUUUGGCUUAUUAAUUUACUUUUGUAUUAUUUUUUUGUCAAAAUGCAAUCAGAUAAAUCGUCCAGUGAUAGGAAAGUUCGUCGUAAACAGUCAACACCAUCAUCUUCCAAUGUGAACAUCUCAUCAUCAUCAUCUUCUUCCGCCAACAAGAAGGAAUCAACCGGGAAUAAGAAAGAAAUGACCCGAUCAUCAUCUUCAUCAUCUAAAUCAUCAUCAUCUGCAUCUUCUUUGACCCCAUCAUUGGCUAAAUCGAAUGAAGUAACAAUCAAUGUGAUGAAUGUUACCCUGACCGCCAUUGAGAAUGAGGAAAAAGAAGCCCUUAGUCAUGAACCUCAACAAGAUGUUGACACUUUCUAUCAAACCUGUGAGCUGAUUAGAAAUCAAUUAGCUGAGUUGAAAAUUCGCAAGAAAGAUAAUAAUGUAGAAAAUGAUCCCGAAUUUAACAGUCGUAAACUCGAAGUUGCUAUGGCUUUUCUGGAACUUAAAAGGCUCAACAGAUAUGAUAAAAUUAGAUGUAAAAAUGCUCGUGAUUUAGUAACUGAGGAAAAAGCUAAAGUUGACAGUUUCCAUUUACAGCUACAGAACCUGAUGUAUGAAGUUCUUCAUCUACAAAAAGAAAUAAAAAAGUGUCACGAAUUAAAAUCCAGAGAUGAAAGUAUUGAACUCGUCAGUUUGGAAGAGUUUUAUCGAGAAGCACCGGAAGAAAUCACUCAGCCGAUCAUCGAUUCACAAGAUUCACAUAGAUGUACACUCGCUCGAUUAGAAUGGGAAUUGCAACAACGUAAAAAAUUGUCAUCAACUUUGGAAGAUAAAAUGAAAUUAAAAGAAACAAUUCUAGAAGAUAUUGAGAAGGAGAAACGACGAUUAGAAAGCAUAAAACCAAUUCUAUUGAAUAUCGUUGAGGCUGCUCAACCUUUACAAUCACAAUUAGGAUUACCCCUUCAGACCAUUGAUAGUCAACAUGAGAACGCUUUAUAUUUAUCCCGUCCGAUGUAUGUAUUAUAUGUAAAUGCUUGUGCCAUGAAAGAAGCUUAUAAUGAGAAAUUCAUAAUCUCUAUCAAUGGAAAUGUAGAUGAAGCUAAAGCAACUCAGUUCUCAAAUAUUAUUGAAGAUGAAGAAAGUGCCGAAUCCGAUGGUGAAGAUCGCAAAGGAAAGCGCCAUCGUAAAUCAAAGACUGACAAGAGAGAAUUGAUCAUGAAAAAAUUAAUCUCAGCUCACCCAUUAUCAGUUAGCUUGAAUUUCAUUGAUCCUGAAACAGAAACCAAAUUGAUGAUUGAAUUUUUUCACAUGAUCAAUCUCAGCAUCAUAACAGUAAAAGCGACUCUUAUUGGAGAAAACGAUGUCAAUCGGAGUGACCUGUUGAACUCUCAUAUACUAGACAAUUUGUUCAUUAAAGACGAUGGAUUGACAUCACCUAAUCCUGCAAAUGAGUAUCAACUUAAAGCUUUAAGAAUUGGCAGUUUUAGUGAUCUUAAUCAUAAAAUUGGUUAUGCUUACAAAUGGGCUCAAAUAUUGGCAGGAUUAAGCUUUCUACCUGAUAAUGAAGAUAAAAACAAUAACGUUGACAAUUAUACCAAAGUGAUUGACGCAAUUAAAGAUCGGUUCAGAUCUCGACUUGGUUUACAUAAAGUUAUCCUUGAACUUGAAAGUGGAUCGACAUCUUUACCCGAUCGCCUUGUUCCGGUUUCCUUUAACAAAAUAAGUUGUCUAAUCAAAGAUUGGAAAUCAUCAAAUCUAGAUGAAUGGUUAAAUUGUCCAUCAGGAGUGAAGAUGUUUAACUUUAAUCUAAUCGACGGAUCUGAACAUUUCUUUAAGUUGAUUAUAGUUAGAGGAUCAGCCCAACUUAAAGCUUACGUUGCAGUUCCCAACAAUUACCCUGAGAAUAGUCCAAUUUUUCAAUUAAUCUUAAAUUGGCAAACAGAGAAGACAAGUUCAAUUGAUAUAGCAUUACGUGACCUGGAAUAUUACAUUAAUGUCCGAUGUUUAGAUUUAAUUAAUGAAUCGGAAAAAAUUCGUUCUCUAGCCAUUCAAGUUUACUAUCUUUGCAUUGGAUUUGAUACCUUAUUGGAAGCCGAACAGAAUCAUUCAGGAGCUGAAGGACCAUUGGAAUUUCCUCAAGGCCGAAUUUUUUCCCGAAAACAUAGUGGCCGUGAUCAUAGUAAACCUUUUGAAUUCGUUCAUGAAUAUGGAUUUUUCCGAUAAUCAUCUUAAUCACACAUACACAAUUUAGACUCAAAUUGAUCAUUGAAAAAUCACCACAAACAACAAAACAGUCCAGACAAACCGAGUGAAAACCCAUAAUCAUCAUCAUCAAUCACUCUAUCAUUGUAUUAUUGCGAUAAACAUAAAGAAACUAUUAUGUUUACAUUAAUUAAAAAGAAGUUAAUUCUUA